Molecule: messenger RNA, 1023 nt
Organism: Lithohypha guttulata
Lineage: Eukaryota; Fungi; Ascomycota; Eurotiomycetes; Chaetothyriales; Trichomeriaceae
Exons: 2
Coding region: 1-1023 (340 amino acids)
Biological process (GO): amino acid transmembrane transport
Molecular function (GO): L-amino acid transmembrane transporter activity
Source: RefSeq, a predicted model, not a curated record
AUGGCUCUUGGCCGCCCAGAAACUCGUUCACGGUCCCCUACUCUGCGAGCCUCACGCGACAAUGACUAUGACCCAGAGAAAUUGCCAGAGUCCAUGCAGGCAGACCAAGAUGUGGUCCGAGCCAAGGAGAAGAGAAGAUCCAAGGGAUGGCAAGACCAGGACCAAGAUGAUCCAUUUGGCGACGAAGCUGAUGGGGACGUGAAGUACCGCACAUUGAGCUGGUGGCAGUGCGCUGUCAUUGUGAUCGCGGAAACGAUUUCACUAGGUGUGUUAUCGCUGCCGAGUGUUCUAGCUGAGAUCGGUAUGAUUGGAGGCGCCAUUCUGAUUGUCGGAUUGGGUGUCGUUGCAACAUACACUGGCUAUGUUUUGGGAGGACAUCUUGCCUUCUUCAGCUUUAUCUCCGAGAUGCGAGAGCCGAAGGACUUUACCAGAGCGCUCAUAGUGCUUCAAGUGAGCGAUACGACCGUCUACCUCAUCGUGGCCAUGGUAUGCUACGCCUACGCCGGAAACGAAGUCCUCUCUCCAGCGUUAGGCAGUCCUGGAGGUGUUCUAGCAAAGAUCGGCUGGGGUGUCGCGAUCCCUACCAUCGUUGUCGCAGGCGUGAUCUAUGCACACGUAGGUUCAAAGUAUGUCUACGUGAGAAUCUUCCGAGGAACUCGCCACAUGAGCAAAAACACGUGGCUCUCUAUCGGAACUUGGAUGGGUAUCACUCUUACAUUUUGGGUUAUCGCAUGGGUCAUUGCCGAAAGCAUACCAAAUUUCAACAACUUGCUAGCUCUCAUCUCUAGCUUAUUUGCAAGUUGGUUCACUUACGGGUUGAGCGGCAUCUUCUGGCUGUUCCUCAACUUUGGAGGAUACACGAAGAACUGGAAAAAGAUGGCACUGACAUUUGUUAAUAUCACUCUUGUGUGUAUAGGCGCCUUCAUCUGUAUUGCUGGGCUGUAUGCUAGCGGCACUGCAAUUUCGGGAGGGAGUGGAAGUGAGAGUGGAGGUAGUUGGACAUGCGCAAGCAAUGGGCAGUAG